AUGUUUAAUAAUAAAUCUAAAAAGCCUUCAUUAUUGUAUGUUGAAUGUAAAUCAAGAGAUAAUUCAAGAAGAAAUUCAAAGAUUAGUGAUAUACUUAAUGAUACUAUGAAUAAGGAAAAUUCAAAUUAUUAAUCAAACUAUAUACCAAAUACUGCAAAAAAGAUAGAUAGAACUAUUGGAAGUUUGAACAAGAUGUAUAAAUAAGCAAUUUAAGAUCAAUAAAAUUUGUAAGAAUAAGCAUCAAUGUUAAUGGAAGACUUGAAUGGGAAGUUAUUGUAAAGAGCUGAAUUGAUUGGUCAAGUUGAAGAAUUAGAGGAAUUAAUAGAAUUUCAUAAAUUACAAAGCAAUUUUGAAUUUAAUUUUGCUACUAAAAUAGAAUAGUUAGAUAUACAAAUCUAAUAGUUAAAAAAAUCAACUUCAUUUAAAUUAUCAGGGAACACAGCAGAUUUGAUACGAGAUAGAGAAUAGUAACAUAAAGAAUUAAAAGAGAAAAUCAAUUAAGAAACGAUGAUUGCUAUGAAAACUUAUUUAUAAUAAUGGGGUAAAGUAUUAUAUUUUAAAUAUAAGGUCAUUAAUUUGAGACUAUUAAAAACUAAUAUGGAAAUGAAGUAUAUCAACAAGUUCUAAAAGAAUAAGAAUAAUAAAUUAAUCAAUUAAUCUCAUAAUAAUAUAAUAAAAAGAUAUAAGGUAUUAUAUAGAUACUUAGAAAUCAAGAGAAAUUAGAAAAAGCUAUUCAAUUAAAUAUUGAAUAUGUUGAUAAUUCAUUAAAUGAAGACAUUUAUAUAAUUAAAUAAACAAUGAAUUAAAAGAAAUAAUUAGUAUAAAAUAUUAGAAAUAAUCUUUUGGAAGAAGAUUAAUCUAAAUUUUAAUUGUUAAAAAGAGUAGAAGUUCUUGAACAAGAGAAUUAAUAAUUGGAAUAAUAAUUAAAUGAAAUUACAAUGAAAAAAGAUCUUUAUUAAUUAGAAAUAUUAAAUAAACAAAAAACUGAAGAAAUAUAUAAUGAAAUAUUAACAGGUUUUGAUUGUUUAUCAUAAAUAGAUAAUGAUAAUGAAGAUCAGAAAAGUGAUAAUAGUAAUUCUUAACUUAAAAGUUGUACUAAUAUUUUAAGCAAUAUCAAUAAAUAAACAAAAAAAGUGUUAAGUAAUCACUUAAAUAAAGAUGAUUCAUUACAUUUUAGUUAAUUACAAUAGUAUUUACAAAUAAACAGUAUAGAUGGAGAAUCAAACUCUAAAUGUUCAUCAGCUUGUUAAUUAUCUGCUGAUGAUUCAUUAUUAUAACAUUUUAAUGAAUUAAAUUUAACAUUACUUCAGUCAGAAAAAUCUAAAAAUAAUUUUUGUAAUAUGCCAUUGUAGUAAUAAUAAUAAUAAUAAUAAUAAUAAUAAUAAUAAUAAUAAUAAUAAUAAUAAUACAAUUAUUAUAAUUAAAAGAAUAUAUCUAUAGAAAACUAAAAUUAAUAAAUUGAUUUUAUUAGAUUAUAAACAAUUACUGAAGAAUAAUUAAGUUCAAAAAGAGAAAAAUCUAAAAUGGAAUAAUCAACUAAAAUCAAUACAACUCCUAUUCAUUAAAAUGGUUAAAAUUAUUUAAACUUGCAUAAAGUUUAAGCAGUUGAUAAUUCAUCCUAAAGUAUUGGAGCUCCAUUAUCCGAUUAGACAAAACGUUUUACUAAUAGAUUAGGCUCAUCCUAAUUGUAAAUGUCUAAUUAUAAUGAAGUCACUUAGAAAUAAAUAUAAAUACCAUCUCCAUAUAUGCCACUAUUUUUCAACAAUUAAGCAUCAAAUCCAUAGACUUAAAAAAGUUAACAACCUUAAAUUUUUAAAUUUAAGGAAUAAAAUUUAUUAUCUGAAUAAAUACAAAAACAUAAAAAAUCUAAAUCUUUUGAUUCAACUGGAAAUAAAGAAAUUUAAUAAAGAUAAUUAUUUUGUAAUGUUUCUACAAAUAAUGGAUAAACAUAUUAUAAUUCAAAAGAUUCUUAAUAUUUCUCAAAUAAAUCUAAUCAAUUGGUUCCUAUAGAAUAAGACUUACUCAAAAUAACAAAACCUUUACAAAAAGGUGUUAUUAUUUUCAAAAGGUUUACAUCUACUAAACCCAAUUUAACAAAGAUGGAAUUUGAUCCUUUUACUUGUUAAAAUCCAAAUAUUUGUGGAUAUUGUUCUAGAAUUAUGACAUUGUCAUAGAAUUUAGAUAAGAUUGAAUUUAAAAAUUAAUUGAGAGUUAAUGUAAGAUAUAUUAUAUUAUUUAGCAAGUUGAUUCAAUUUUAUAAUUAGAUUAAAUAAUGAGAGUAAUUAUUCCAAAAACAAUUUUAUAGAGUAUUUAAAUAAAGAAAUAAAUAUAAAAUAAAUUUAUUUUAAGUAAAGAAGAAAGAAUUGUUUGUGGAAUAGUAUAUUGGCCUAUGUCAAUCAUUACUAAAAAUGAUGGUAGAAUAGAAUUAUUGUUUGAUAGUGAAGAAAUAAUGGAAUAAUGGUAAACAAGUCUUAUAUUUCUCAAAGAUAACAUAAAAACACUUUAAAUCAUCAAUAAAAAAUUAAAAAGAUGA
Molecule: messenger RNA, 2533 nt
Organism: Paramecium primaurelia
Lineage: Eukaryota; Ciliophora; Oligohymenophorea; Peniculida; Parameciidae
Source: the annotation of a GenBank genome assembly